Messenger RNA from Vicia villosa (hairy vetch), 1350 nucleotides. RefSeq lists its product as uncharacterized. The record is from RefSeq and is a predicted model, not a curated record. Gene Ontology annotation, molecular function: protein dimerization activity. The coding region runs from base 1 to 1350 and encodes 449 amino acids. The transcript has 5 exons. Lineage: Eukaryota; Viridiplantae; Streptophyta; Magnoliopsida; Fabales; Fabaceae.
AUGUGUGAAAUGAUUGCCCGAUAUGGUAAAGGAUAUAAGCCACCAUCUUAUCGUGACAUUCGAGGUAAACAUUUAAAGACAAAAUUUGAGUCAAUAAAUAGCAUAUUGGUGGAGCAUAAAGUUGCUUGGAAAAAAUUUGGAUGUACAAUAAUAAAUGAUGGAUGGACUGAUCAAAAGAGGAUAACUAUCAUAAACUUUUUAGUCAAUAGUUCUAUGGGAACUUUCUUUUUAAAAUCAAAUGAUGCAUCUGGCAUUUCAAAGACAUCUGAUAAAGUUUUCAAAAUGCUGGAUGACAUCGUUAAGGAAGAGGGGGUAGAAAAUGUUGUUCAAAUUAUAACAGACAAUGCUGCAAACUACAAGUUGGCUGGACAAAUGUUGAUGGAAAAGAGGAAUAUGCUUUAUUGGACACCUUAUGUAGCUCAUUUUAUUGAUAUAAUGUUAGAGGAUUUUGAGAGCAAGAUACCUAUGCAUAAGGAGAUUAUUGCUUCGGGUAAAAAGAUCACAACUUACAUUUAUGCUAGGACGGGUCUUAUAACUUUGUUGCAUCAUUAUACUGCAGGAGUCUCACGUAUGGUGGAUUCUGAUGAGAAGCCAACCAUGGGCUAUAUCUAUGAAGCAAUGGAUCAAGCAAAAGAGCAAAUUCAAACUAGCUACAAUAUUAAGAAAAAAAAUAUUAUAGAUAACAUAUGGGACAAACAGUUGCAUAGGCCUUUGCAUGCUGCGGGUUACUAUCUUAAUCCAAUGUUGCAUUACAAACCUAAUUUCAAAGCAGAUAAUGAAGUUAAACAAGUGAUGUAUGCAUGUUUAGAAAGGAUGAUGGGAGGAGACAUGGGUAUGGUGAAUAAAAUUGAUGGUCAGCUUGAGAAUUUUAAGAGUAGAAAAUGGUUCUUUGGGAGUGAAAUAGAUCAACGUGGACUAGAAAACAAGACACCAACUCAAUGGUGGGAAUCUUACGGUGAUACACACCCAGAGUUGCAAAACUUUGCUAUUCGUGUGUUAAGUUUGACCUGCAGUUCUUCUGGAUGUUCAUACGAAGAAAAGAAACAGGUUGAAACAAAAGACUAUGAACGAUCUUGUGAAGAAAAUGCAGGUGGUAAUCAUGUAAAUGUGGCUGAUUUAGAUGAAGAUUUGAUGCAAAGUACUGGUGUUAAAUCAACUGCACAUGUAGAUGAAUUUGAUGUCCUUGAAAUUAUAGAAAGUGACAAUGAAGAAGAAAAUGCAGACGAAGGUGAUGAAGAUGAUAAUGAUGAUAAUGAUCAUGGUGGAGGAGAUGAUGAGAUUAGUGAAGAUGAAGGAGAUGACAUCAUGGGAGAUAAUCCAAAUUAUCGGCGUAUUUGUGAUUUGUACUAG